This is a messenger RNA of Brachypodium distachyon (stiff brome), 1050 nucleotides long. Its product is annotated as leucine-rich repeat protein 1. Gene Ontology annotation, molecular function: protein binding. Lineage: Eukaryota; Viridiplantae; Streptophyta; Magnoliopsida; Poales; Poaceae. The record is from RefSeq and is a predicted model, not a curated record. Bases 140 to 796 code for a protein of 218 amino acids. The transcript is spliced from 6 exons.
GCUCCGCUGUUCACCUCCCCUUUAAAACGCAACACUUCGCUUCCCGUUCCCCCAGCUCCGGCACUUUCCCCAUUCGUCGCCAGCCUCCCUCCCUAGCCCCCUUCCUCUUCCGCUGAGAACCGAAACCCUAGCCAGUUCAAUGGCGUUGGCGGCUGCGGCGGCGGCGGCAGCGCUGUUCGUCGCGGCGGCCGUGCUGUCGCCUGCCUCCGUGGCGUCGGCGUCCAAUUCCGAGGGCGACGCGCUGUACGCGCUGCGGAGCGCGCUCGCGGACCCGCGGGGCGUGCUGCAGAGCUGGGACCCCACCCUCGUCAGCCCCUGCACCUGGUUCCACAUCACCUGCAACCGCGACAACCGCGUGACCCGCGUUGAUUUGGGCAACUCAAAUUUAUCAGGUCAUCUUGUUCCUGAAUUGGGACACCUCGAGCAUCUGCAAUAUUUAGAGCUGUACAAAAAUAAUAUUCAGGGCACUAUCCCAGCUGAGCUUGGGAAUCUAAAUAGCCUUAUUAGCUUGGACUUGUAUAACAACAACAUAACAGGGACAAUACCAAAAGAACUCGGCAAGCUGAGAUCCUUAGUAUUCCUACGACUUAAGGACAACCACUUGACUGGUCUGAUUCCAAGGGAGCUGAAAAAUAUCUCUAGCCUCAAAGUGAUAGAUGUUUCAAACAACGAUCUCUGUGGCACAAUUCCAACUACUGGGCCUUUUGAGCACAUACCCUUGAGCAACUUUGAAAACAAUCCAAGGUUGGAGGGCCCAGAGUUGCAAGGGCUUGCAGCAUACGACACAAACUGCUGAAAGUGCUGAGUCGUUCCCUUUCGCCUGUGCUACAUAGAUGACUAGCGGAUGAACUUUAUCCAAGUCCUGUUUCUUGUAAAAGUGUAAGCGGCACAUGGCUGAAUCUUCAUGCUAGCAGUGUAGAUAAUAUUUAUGUCAUCAUGGCUGAGGUCCUCAGAGCUGGUAAUGCCAUUUAGUGUAUGGUUUCCUUAUGAACCAGAACCAAUGAUAUUAUCGUUGUAGCUUCAUAAUGAAAUCUGUGUUGUUCAGCGUUU